Messenger RNA from Rhizoctonia solani, 1413 nucleotides. Its product is annotated as iron containing alcohol dehydrogenase family protein. The transcript has 14 exons. The record is from RefSeq and is a predicted model, not a curated record. NCBI's taxonomy places the organism in Eukaryota, Fungi, Basidiomycota, Agaricomycetes, Cantharellales, Ceratobasidiaceae. Bases 1 to 1413 code for a protein of 470 amino acids. Gene Ontology annotation, cellular component: mitochondrion. Gene Ontology annotation, molecular function: alcohol dehydrogenase (NAD+) activity; metal ion binding.
AUGUGUCCAUGCCAUGGCGCGAAUGCUGCACACCAUCACCCGCCGGGAAGUUUGUUAUCCGGUAUGCGCAAGUACGCGACGCCAAUUGACCUACCAACCGAAAAAGAAUAUGCAUUCGAGGUUGCGGCGGCCAAUUUACGUUUUGGUGAAGGGGUUACGAAAGAGGUUGGGAUGGAUCUUAAGAACUUGGGUGCUACCAAGGUCGGCGUAUUUACCGAUUCCAAUCUUGCGAAGCUCUUGCCUAUGAAGAUGACAAUUGAGUCACUCGACCAACACGGAGUCAACUACGAGGUGUUUGAGCGCGUUGUCGUUGAGCCGACUGAUUCCAGCUGGAACGAUGCAAUUGCUUGGUCUAGAAAGCACGACUUUUCGCAUUUCCUCGCGGUCGGAGGGGGGAGUGUGAUCGAUACAGCCAAGGCGGCCAAUCUGUUCACCGUUUACAAAAACGCGAUCUGUUUGAUUUCAUCAACGCUCCAGUUGAUUGAUGUAGUUCCAACUACUGCUGGAACUGGGUCGGAAACGACCGGUUCCGCCAUUGUGGAUAUUCCAUCCAAGAAAUUCAAAACAGGAAUCGCCAACCGUGCUCUCAAGCCUAUACUCGGAAUAGUCGACACUUUGAAUACUGAUAGUUGCCCUACUACAGUUCAUAUAAGCUCUGGGUUGGAUGUACUUUUCCACGCCUUGGAAAGCUACACGGCAAUCCCUUACACCGAACGCACCCCUCGACCUGCCAACCCGCUUCUACGACCGGCAUAUCAAGGCUCAAAUGAUGUUAGUGAUGUGUUCUCUACAUGGGCAUUACGUCAAGCAGUCAAGUACCUCCCGCGCGUAGCGAAGAACAGCGAUGACAGGGAGGCCAAGCGUCAGAUGCUACUCGCAUCUUCGUUCGCCGGUAUCGGGUUCGGGAAUGCGGGGGUCCACCUGUGUCAUGGAAUCAGCUAUCCGAUUUCCGGAUUCAACAAAACCGGUCCCAAGUGGCAACAUCCUGGAUACGUGGUAGACAAACCCAUUAUUCCUCAUGGUGUUAGGCAAGUCGCUAGUCAAGCCUUAGAACAUUACCUAAACAUAUUCUCGACAGUGUUCCGCUUUACUUCACCUUCUUCGCCAGAAAGGCACCGUGAGGCGGCUGCGAUCUUUGCAGGUACCAGCGUUAAUGAUUCGACGAUCUCGAGGCUUUCUGAUGACGCUGUUGGCGAUUUCUUGUUUGAGCAAAUUGCUCGCUUCUUGGAUAAUUUGGGUGUACCACGUGGACUGAAAGCUGUAGGAUACAAAAACAGUGACAUUGAGAUGCUCGUCCAAGGUACAAUCCCUCAGCGUCGCGUUUUGGACCUCGCGCCUGGGAUCGGCGAUGUGACAGGAUCGGACGGUGCAGAGCACUUGACUCGAAUCAUCGAGGGAUCAAUGUCUUAUUAG